GACAACGAGAAUACAGUUACGCCGGAAACAGUCCAGGACAGGAAGAAUGCAGUUUCAACCAACUGUCAGGUGCCCUCCAAAACAAGACAGGAGGAAGGAUGGCUGUUCUUGGGGUUUUCAUUGUUAUAAGUUUCUCGAGACGUUUCGUCGGUUGAUGCAGGGGCCGUCGGUGGGGUUCGAAAUUUUCUCAAGAAAAUGGUCGAACUCCACAACGGCACGGCUUCCUUGCAAUGGCAAAACCGGACGGAACAUUUACCUACUCUUUGCUUGCCGGGUCCGCUGAAUCUUUUCUCCAGAGGCAUUUGGUACGGAGAGAACCCAUUGGAUUUCGUUGGCCCUCUUUUCAUGUUCCAGGUCAUCGCCUCAUUUGUAUUCUCUCGGACGUUCUACUUUCUUCUGAGGCCCUUUGGAACGCCCAAAUGGGUCUGCAGCGUGUUGGGUGGAAUUGUCUUAGGACCAUCUGUGCUAGGGCGGUUCCCAAGAUUCAUGGAAACAUUUUAUCCCAAUAAAGUUAUUCUGCUGCUCAAUACGGUGUCCACAUUUUCUAUACUUUACUAUGUCUUCUUUCUUGCUGUGAAAAUGGACUUAGCUAAGAUCUUAAGAACAGCAAAGGAUGCUUGGAGUAUUGGUCCAUGCUCCUUCUUCUUUUCAUUUUUCUUCAUUUUGUGCGUCUAUUUCCUUCUACAAGAUUUCCUCCCUGUGCUUGGUGAUCGAGCUGCUCCUAUCAUAACAUUUGCCAUCAUGUCAGCAAACAGUUUAUCAGAUAUGAUCAAUGCCAUGAAUGAACUCAAAUUUUUAAACUCAGAGUUAGGUGAACUUGCUAUGUCUUCUGCAGCAUUCAAUGAGAUGAUCAUGUGGAUUAUUUUGGUGGUGACAAGUGACGGGAAACAAGAAGGUUCAUUUCACUCAUUUCAUUCUUUGGUCUUCUUUGGUGCCUUUGGACUUAUUGUAUUUUGUCUAGUGCGGCCAGCUUUACUAUGGGUAAUCAAGAAAACACCAGAGGGAAAACCAGUAGAUGAAGGUGUUAUUGUUGCACUUCUACUUGGGAGUGCAGUUGUGGGACUCAUCACUGACUCACAAGGCAUGGGCUUCCUUCCAGGGAUUCUACUUAUGGGGCUAAUUAUACCAAGUGGACCCCCUUUAGGUGCAACAUUAAUCGGGAAAUCAGAGCUCUUGGUCCAAGAGAUUUUUCUUCAUUUUGUCUUUCUUUCUGUUGGUCGUGUCACUGAUGUGUCUCAAAUACAUAAUUGGAAGGAAUUUGCUGCAAUGCUGUUGAUCAUUCUAGCAACAUCUUUUGGGAAGUUUUUGGCUGUUUUUAUGGGUUUAUUUCACUUUAAGAUGAGAUCUAGAAAUAUUCUCCUUCUUGGCCUAAUGUUGAAUAUGAAGGGCCCAAUCGAGCUUAUUUUUUUAACUAAACAGAUGGGAACUAAGUACAUUGACCCCCAGUUUUAUGUCAUGCUAGUAUUUUCCAGCUUGGUUAUGACUGGAAUUGGAGCCCAUUUAUUACUGAGCUUAUACAAGCCUCAUGUGAGACUUGAAGUUUAUCACUCUCUUAAACUGAGCAUGAGAUUGCUUCUAGUAACCCCAAAUGGUGGUGAAUUCCGAAUUCUUUCCUGUAUUCACAAUGAGGAUGAUGUCCAUGGAAUUAUUUCUCUUCUUGAAGCGGUUAACCCUACUGAAGGGAGCCCGCUAUGUGCCUAUGUUAUUCACAUUGUCGAGCUUGUUGGUCGAGUAGCACCACCUCUAGCUCCUUACAAAUAUCAAAGAAAGUUCAAGCACAAUAGCACAGACAGGAUUAUGCGUGCCUUCACAAAUUAUUCCAACGACUCCCCCAAAUCAAUCACAGUGUUGCCCUUCUCAUUGGCUGCCCCAUACAGUUCUAUGCAUGAAAGCAUCUGCCGGCUGGCUCACAGUGAAUUCAUUCCUCUCAUAUUAGUCCCCUAUUACAAAAGCCAAGUUCUAGGUACCACUGGAAGCAUUCACAGUUUUAACAACAACUUGCUAGCAUGUGCACCGUGCACCGUUGGGAUCUUGGUACAAAGGAAGAACUUCUCACACCGCCUUGGUUGCAGUGUGAGCUUCUCCCACUUCUCUUAUGAUAUUGCUGUGAUAUUCUUAGGAGGUGAUGAUGACCGUGAGGCCUUGACAUUAGCAGAUCGUAUGUCAGGUCAUCCUUGCGUGAGCAUUACUGUAUUAAGGAUCAUUUAUGCAGAAAAUGGAGAGAAAAAUGAACCAAAGUUGCAACAAGAUGAUAAGUUUUUCAAAGAGUUUAAGGAGAAGCAUGCAGGUAAUGCUUGCGUGGUAACUAAUGAAAUCGUUGCAGAGAAUAGUGUUGAAGUAAUCAACGCAUUCAAUUCUUUGGAUGGUUGUUAUGACCUUCUUCUCGUGGGAAGGAAGCCAGAGGUAAGUGAGAAAUUAGAAGAGGAAUUGGGGAAUUGGACUGAGUGUCCAGAGCUUGGUGUCAUCGGUGAUGUGGUUGCUUCACCGGAUUUUAGGGGAGAUGUUGUUUCCGUGCUUGUCUUGCAUCAUGCAGCACCUGGAGGUGGUGGAAAUGUAUCAGUUUAUAAUGGAUCCAUGUCUGCUGUAACACUUGGCGCACAAGGUUCUUAUUCAUUCCAAAACACUACAUCUACUGCAUAGCUCAACGAUAAAUCAAGGAUAGUUAUGGUUUAUAAGCAAGGGUUAGCACUUUAGGAAACUAAACUGUGUGCCCUAUGGGAGGCCCAAAGUAGACAAUACACAAUACCGCAUGGCGUGGACGCAGCCCAAUCCUUGGUGUUAGCACUGGUAAGGGAUAGUACUUUUUUCCAUGUAUCUAUAAAAAAUAAAAUAAAAUUCAGUUAAAUCCUUUUUUGGGAAAUUAGUAUGUGCAAAUUUCUUUGUCAAUUGAAAAGCGGAAGUGGUUAUAGCUGUGGAGCUACAUCGUCUGUUUCGAUCAUAAUUAGGUGGUUUAUUAAAUUUUGUUGUUGUAU
Messenger RNA from Rubroshorea leprosula, 2972 nucleotides. The record is from the annotation of a GenBank genome assembly. NCBI's taxonomy places the organism in Eukaryota, Viridiplantae, Streptophyta, Magnoliopsida, Malvales, Dipterocarpaceae.